ACAUCCGGGUAACAUUACAGUUGGAGCUUGUGAAUGCAGUGGUCAUAGAAGUAAGAAGACUCUGAGCAGAGUUCUGUGAUGUUUCGUUCACGCUGACAGCCUGCAGUUCACAGCUACAGUAGGCAUGCCCACGCGUGCUUUAUAGUAACAGUAUAGCCUCCAACCUGUGGAAAAGAAUGCUUCUGUCAGUGAUUAGCUAGCCUCAGUUAGCAACACUGUUUACAUCCAGAGCAGCCAAACGUAAAUCUGGAAGCUGUUUAACCAGGAAGGGAUGCCACCUUUAGCUGGAGCCGAGUUGGUCCACACUCCAUUGCAGCUGUAUCGAUACCUGCUCAGGUGCUGCAGGCAGUUACCAUCCACAGCGAUGCAGCAACACUAUCGACAUGCCAUAAGACAGGGUUACAACAGCCACUCAGAUGAAGACGACCCUGAGAGGAUACAGAUGAUCAUCCAGAGAGCGAUUGCAGAUGCUGACUGGAUUCUCGAUAAAUAUACCAAGAAGAAAUGAGAGCGUGUCCACGGUGGUGCAUUUUGCAGGGCUGUCCUGGAGUCACACUGCUUCCUCGGGCUGCGUAUGUAAUGACGUAGAAGCAAAACUGAAGGGGACCACAUACGCCUACAAGGGUUCUAGAUUAUCUUCCAUGCUGAAGAAGAAGGAGGAGGACAUGGAAGAUGGCAGCAAGUACAGCUGCUACCAUAUCUCUGCCUGUACUUGUUAAUAGUAAAAGUCUGCAUCAUGGAGAAAAACAAACAAAUCAACACAUCGAGCUGUGUGCACACCUUCAAAUCUCACGUCUGUUGUUUGGACACGUUUGACUUUAGUAAAGACGACUUCAAACAAAGAGGAGUAAAACAUUUCAUCAUCCAACAAUAAUGCUACAAAUCUGUUGCAACACUUGGAGGACAAUUGUGUCACCAAUUAAAAAUAUCCCACCUUUAACAGUUCACAUAUUUACAGUACGACCUGACUGCACGGGGUUAUGGGGUGUUGUGUGUCGAAAUUUGAAGUGAAAAAUGAAUCUAGUUUGGAAAAAGGCUGGAACAUGACAAAACGUGGGACAAGUGAAGCGCUGUGAAUACGUUCUUGUUGCACUCUGUGUAUAAAAUUAUUCAGUAGUUGUAAUAAAGAUAAAACGAGUUCAUUGUGAUUUUCAUCUGAGGUCACGUCACCCAGCCCUAGUCUAAACUGUAACUAACAUUACUCUGUAGUAAUGUUAGUGGUCAUGAGAUCCAUUAUACAGUCUGUGAGCUACAGUCAGUGUACUGUACACAGUGGUGAUGGACAUGUUUGAAAAAGCAGACAGUGUAAUAUAAUGUACUCCUAUUGAUGGUGUCAACAACAAAAUCAAUGUUAAUCACCUAAAAGAAACUUUAGCUGUCAGGCUGCCCUUUCAGACUUCCUGGAUUAGAUCCUAAAGGCCUGUUUCAGCAGAUUUACAGGUCAAUGUCUAAUCAGUGGUUGGACGAAUAGAAAAGCUGCUCUGAUGUUGCAUCACUGGAGGGUGUACGAUCCAGGAUCGCAGGGGAAGAGAAGCAAAGAUAUUUCUCUUUUCUUUUAGUAAAUGAGGAUUUUCAAGUGUUGCUAUUUAAGUACUGAAAGAAGAAAAAGAACUGACUCAAGAUCAGAUUUCAGCCACAGUUUGUCACAACCAGUUGGAAGGAGUUUAGGUGACUCCAUCCGUAGACCUACAGUAUAUAAAGCACACGUGAACUGUCCUCUGCAGUUUCAGGCUCGUGACAUGCUUUGAAUGUUCUUUCCUAUGUGAGGUCAAACAAUGCCAGAAUAUUUGCAUAUCAAGUAAUCUUUAUUAACACAAUACUUAAUAGCACAUUGUUAAACUUUGCUCACACACCUCUUCUACAGCUUGGAGGCAAAGGUGAUACUUUUGUGCAACAUACAGUAUUCAAGUAUAACCAUUUUUCUCAAAUGAAUGCUGGAUAACAAGGAUACACAUACGAGAAAACAAUGAGGAGAAUGUUUCUUAUGUACUGGCUGCACCAACCAAUGGAAUAAAACAAAAACAUCCUGA
This is a messenger RNA of Oreochromis aureus, 2030 nucleotides long. RefSeq names its product LYR motif containing 9 (gene lyrm9). The transcript is spliced from 6 exons. The coding region runs from base 272 to 508 and encodes 78 amino acids. NCBI's taxonomy places the organism in Eukaryota, Metazoa, Chordata, Actinopteri, Cichliformes, Cichlidae. The record is from RefSeq and is a predicted model, not a curated record.